Molecule: messenger RNA, 2725 nt
Organism: Archocentrus centrarchus (flier cichlid)
Lineage: Eukaryota; Metazoa; Chordata; Actinopteri; Cichliformes; Cichlidae
Product: nectin-4-like
Exons: 7
Coding region: 91-1179 (362 amino acids)
Biological process (GO): homophilic cell-cell adhesion; heterophilic cell-cell adhesion
Cellular component (GO): adherens junction
Source: RefSeq, a predicted model, not a curated record
UGUUGUUGCCUACAGGUAACCGAAGGUUUACUUCGCUGUAUGGUAAAUACGUGUAUAUAAGAGCUAAUGGCAAGAAAGAAGAUUCAGUAGAUGGAGCCGCGUCUUCUGUUUGCGUUUUCAUGGGCAAUGCUCCUGCUGACCAGAGAUGCUGACGCCUUCCAGGUGAUUGGUGGAAGUGCGACAGUGGUACAAGGAGGUACCGCUAUCUUACCGUGCCACAUCAUUGAUACCAAUGAUGACUUGACACAGAUUACCUGGCAGAGGAGGACUAGAGGAAAACCUCAAAAUGACAAUUUUCUCACUAUCCAGCCCAGAAAUGGACCAUUGUUUGUCAAUGGAGGUGAUGAUCGAUUUAAAUAUGUUGGGAGUUUUAAUGACAAAAAUGGAACGCUCCAGUUAUCCAAUGUUGCCCUGAAGGAUGAAGGCAUCUACACGUGCAUCUUCACUUUGUUCCCCAGUGGAAAUCAGAAGACUGAGAUUCCUCUAAUCUUGCUCGUGCCUCCUUCCACAAGCGUGAAGGACAGUCUUCCCACUUCGGGUACAGAAGAGGUUUUAUUUGCUACCUGCACGGCUGCUGGCUCGAGGCCUCCUGCAGAGGUGAGGUGGCUCACUGGUACUUUGGCAGAAAAAGUGAGGACAACGACAAAGUCCACCCACUACGACAAUGGUACGACCACCACAGUCAGCUCUCUGUUUGGUGUACCUACGAGAGAGCUUAACGGUCACCUGGUCGAGUGUGUCAUCAGCGGUGACUCCCUGUCUACAGAAGUAAUCCUGCCCUUCACCAUACAGGUCUACUUCUCUCCCACAGAAGUGAACAUUACAGCAAUUUCAGACGACUCUUUUGAAUGUAUGACAGACGCCAACCCAAACGCAAAAUUUACCUGGAACAGAUCUGGACGAUCUCUGCCGCAGUCUGCUGUCAAAGUUGAGGGUGCAAAGCUUCAACUGCUGAGUCUGAACUCUGAUCUAAAUGGCCUCUAUCAGUGUGAAGCAUCUAACACAUAUGGAAGAAAACACAGUCAGCUCUAUGUGCAUGUGGCAUCAGGAUCAUGCUCUAAUGCCUGGGCCUUAUUUGGUGUUUUGCUUUUCCUGAAUGUUGGGGCUGCAGCGUGGUACUUCUAUAAAUCUGGACACUUUCCAAGGAAUCUCUUUGAUAGCUGUGGAAGUGGAAGAUGAACAACAUUUGGACUGAAGGCUCCAGCAUGUCAUUCCAGAGUCAGGUGGUAAAUGAACAGAUUAAGUACAGGUGGAGGUACUUGGUGUCAUUUAUAUAGCUGCCUCCAUUUUAUUUAUCUUCUAGAUUUAUAUGUGCACUGAUAUCUGUCCACUAAAUCACACUAACACUAAAUUUCUAACAGUUUGGUCAGAAGCAUGCACAUGAGUAUCCCACUGGAGGUCACUUUGAAGUGCUCCUCCUCUUGUGUAACGGUACAUCUUCUGGUAUCUCCUCUCCUCCCUGAAUUGGAUAAGAGGAAGAAGAUGGAUGGAUAAGAUUUGCGUGUUCAUCGAGCAGAGGCCUUUGAGGUUUGAGUACAGUAUCGUAGCUGUUCCUGGGACUGCUCUCUUCUGGACAGAGACCUCUGAUGUUGUGCCUGGAAUCUCCUGGAGCCACUCUUCCAGUUCGGAAGGUUACAGUUCCUAACACUCCUGUUGCCACUGGAACCAGAUGUUCCGUUUUAAAUGAUAAUUAAAAGCUUGAAAACUGGAUUUAACACUGAUUAUUUUUGUCUCUUCUGCCUCUGCUGCCUGUCUUUAUUAAAGGUUUGUAACUUUGUACCUACAAAUUAGAAAAGUAAAUUGCUCUCUGCUCCUUUAAUCUGCUCCUUUUUUCAUACUUUUUGAUGUUUUAACUGAACUUUGGUUAUUUUUGCAGAGCAGUUAAAGCUGGUUCUGGAAGCUUUGUUCAAUCCAUACAAAAGCUAAUUACACUGAAGUUUAAAUGUAAAAGCUACUAUGAUGAAAUUUCAUUGACUGACAGUCUUUUCAGUCUUUUCAAACUUGAGUCUUUAGUUCUUAGUUUCUGUUCACGUCCAUCUGAAUUAUUUAGUUCAGUCGCUUAUGUUAUUUUUUUUUCUCUCAGCUUUCUUCCAUUUGUCAUGUUUCUGUGUCAUGUUUUAGUGUGUUAGGGAUUCUUUAUUUUGGGAGCUGUUUGACUUCUGUGCCUGUACUUCCCCUCCCCUCUUUUGUUACCCUUGAUUAGCUGUUCCUGGAUGGGCACAUGUUUUCUCUUCCCUUGAUUGCCUUCGGUGGGUCUUAGGAUAAAUUGUUGUACACACUUGUUUCCCCCAUGUGUUUGUGUUGUCUGGGUUUAGUUCCUAUUGUAUUCUAUUUAAUCUUAGACUUUUUCAGCUAAAAUAAAAAACUUGCUUUUUUAUUUUGAAACUUGGUCUUAGCGCUCUGCACUUUGGGUCCUCACUCGUUGCACUCUAGAUAUGACAAUGGGACAGAGUGUCUUUUUGGAGGGGUGGGGAUGGGAGUGAGGGAGUAUUUGUGUUUUGUUUUUGUUUUUUUAAAUGAAAGUGGCGUUCUUGUGCUAAGUUUAAAAUAAAUUUGACCAAUGUUCAUCCUGACAUAUUGGCAUCUUUGGAAACUUGAUGAUCACUCAUAAAACCUUUUUUGUCUUGCACAAGGUCUAAAUGCACAGUGUUAUUUCCCUCGGGGGAUCAAUAAAUUAUCUACCUACCUGCACCCCACCCCCACCUCUCACCCUAUGGCAGCUGAA